This is a messenger RNA of Perognathus longimembris pacificus (Pacific pocket mouse), 2466 nucleotides long. It is a transcript of the gene Ccnb1, whose product is annotated as cyclin B1. Bases 95 to 1414 code for a protein of 439 amino acids. Gene Ontology annotation, cellular component: mitochondrial matrix; cyclin B1-CDK1 complex; cytoplasm. Gene Ontology annotation, biological process: regulation of cyclin-dependent protein serine/threonine kinase activity; mitotic cell cycle phase transition; mitotic metaphase chromosome alignment. The record is from RefSeq and is a predicted model, not a curated record. The transcript is spliced from 9 exons. NCBI's taxonomy places the organism in Eukaryota, Metazoa, Chordata, Mammalia, Rodentia, Heteromyidae. Gene Ontology annotation, molecular function: cyclin-dependent protein serine/threonine kinase regulator activity.
GCGGCGGGUCGGCGGCGUGCGGCGAGGGAACGGCUGCGGGCGUGCGGAGCUCGGUGCUGCUGGGCCGCCGAGCCGCGUCCCGGGGACAGGCACCAUGGCGCUCCGGGUCACCAGGAACACGAAGAUGAAUGUGGAAAGCAAGGUCAAGGCCACGGCGGCGGGCGCCAAGCGAGUGCCCGUGCCCGUGCCCGCCGCCAAGCCCGGGCUGCGGCCGCGCACGGCGCUGGGCGACAUCGGCAACAAGGGCAGCGAGCUCGUGCAGGCCCGGGGGCCGCUCAAGAAGGAAGUAAAGCCUUCAGCGAGUGGGAAAGUGGUGGUGAAGAAGUUACCGAAAAAGGCCCCGGCGAGCGCGCCCGAGGCCCAGCCGGAGCCGGAGCCGGAGCCGGAGCUGCGGCCUGGGCCAGGGCCUGAGCCACGGCCCGAGCCCGAGCCCGAGCCCAUCAAGGAGGAAAAGCUCUCGCCUGAACCUAUUCUGGUGGACACGCCCUCUCCAAGCCCGAUGGAAACCUCUGGCUGUGCUCCGGCAGAAGAAUAUUUGUGCCAGGCAUUCUCUGAUGUAAUUCUCGCAGUGAGUGAUGUGGAUGCAGAAGAUGGGGCCGAUCCAAAUCUUUGCAGUGAAUAUGUGAAAGACAUUUAUGCUUACCUGAGACAACUUGAGGAAGAGCAGUCUGUCAGACCAAAGUACCUGCUAGGUCGGGAAGUCACUGGAAACAUGAGAGCCAUCCUAAUCGACUGGCUAGUGCAGGUUCAGACGAAGUUCCGGUUGCUGCAGGAGACCAUGUACAUGACUGUUUCCAUUAUUGAUAGGUUCAUGCAGAAUAACUGUGUGCCCAAGAAAAUGCUGCAGCUGGUUGGUGUCACUGCCAUGUUUAUUGCAAGCAAAUAUGAAGAAAUGUAUCCUCCAGAAAUCGGUGACUUUGCUUUUGUGACUAACAACACUUACAGUAAGCACCAAAUCAGACAGAUGGAAAUGAAGAUUCUAAGAGCUUUGAACUUUGGUCUGGGCCGCCCUCUACCCCUGCACUUCCUUCGGAGAGCAUCAAAAAUUGGAGAGGUUGAUGUUGAACAGCAUACGUUGGCCAAAUACCUGAUGGAACUGACUAUGUUGGACUACGAAAUGGUGCACUUUCCUCCUUCUCAAAUUGCAGCAGGAGCUUUUUGCUUAGCACUGAAAAUUCUUGAUAAUGGUGAAUGGACACCAACUCUACAGCAUUACCUGACUUACACUGAGGACUCUCUUCUUCCUGUGAUGCAGCACCUGGCUAAGAAUAUAGUCAUGGUGAAUCAGGGACUUACAAAGCACAUGACUAUCAAGAAUAAGUAUGCUACAUCUAGGCAUGCUAACAUCAGCAUUCUGCCACAGCUGAAUUCUGCACUAGUACAAGACUUAGCCAAGGCUGUGACAAAGGCGUAGCUUGUAAACUUGGGUUGGAGUACUGUAAUGAUAGCUGCAAAUAAAAUUGGCACCAUGUGCCACUUGUACAUACUAUGCUACAUACAUUUACUUGGUUUUUAAUGAAGGUUGUGGUCAUUUUUACUUUUAAUAGCCUAACUCAUCUGAAUGUGGUUACUUCUUAUUCUGAAAUAACCUGUAAGUCAUAAUAAAAGUCAUAAUUUUUCUUAAUCUUUUUGUUUUUAAGCUGCUUUCAGGUUACCAGGAACUCCAACUAAUGUAUCUAAGGGUCACUUACAUGUUUAUAUACUUGGCUAUUGUUAAUGUACCCGGAUUUUACUUUUAAUAUGGUAAAUAUACAUAAAGCCGACACUUCCAUAGGUCAUCACUGCACGUGAGCUAAGUCAUUUUGGAGAACUUCUUCUGUUUUUCAGUCAGCGCCCGCCACCCUAGUUACUUCAGGUGCUCUGCUUCUGUUGGCCUCACUCUCUUGACUGUCCAUCUGUUUUGACGUUCUCGUUUAAAAAUCCAGUUUUCCUUUUAUGUGUUUGUUUUUGUCUAUCGGUAUAAAACAGGAUGUUCAGAACAAACAAGUUAAUUUGCCCAACCUUUCUGAUGCGUCUUGCUCCCUACCCUCUCUAACAUCCAUAUGUAUGAGGUGCGUGGGAGAGUUUUUCAAUGGGUCCAUUCGGUACACAGUAGUAUUCCUGCCACUGUGCAAGCCUUUCUAUACUUGUUUAUACUGUAUGUGAUGUACACAGCUGUUGCCCUGUUGACUUUCAGACUACAUUUGUCUAUUGCCUACAGUACUGGAUAACUGCUUUAUCCCAUUGUUUUCUUGAUGUGAUACGUUUCCCACAGGGAGCAUAUUCAGGCAGAGUCAGUUGAGUUUCUCAGCAGUGUAUACACAGUGCUUUUCUCUGCAACUUUGUUAAAUCUAAAAGUAGUCUGUCUUAAAUCUUUGUGAAUGUAACUAGCAACAACUACUCUUGUUGUUUUAAUUUAUACUCUCACCUGUCCAUGCUAUGUUACCCCAAGUUAAAUAAAUGGUUGGUCUUAUCAAUGUGAAAGGA